AUGGCUUCAUCCAGCAGUUUCCUGUCUGAAGAUCAGCUCCAGUGCUCCAUCUGUCUGGAUGUGUUCACUGAUCCAGUCACUACUCCAUGUGGACACAACUUCUGCAUGAUCUGUAUCAAAGAGUGCUGGGACACCAGUUCACACUGCCAGUGUCCAGUAUGUAAGGAGAAAUUUCCUCGAAGACCUGAACUACGAGUAAAUACCUUCAUCUCUGGACUGGCUGCUCAAUUCAGGAAGCCAGUUCAGGUCAAAUCAAGCAGCACUGCAGGAGAACCUACCAAAUCUCUGGUGUUCUGUGACUUCUGCAGUGAGAAGAAACAUGAAGGUCUGAAGUCCUGCCUGAUCUGUAUGGCCUUUUACUGCAAGACUCACCUGGAACCUCAUGAGAAAGUUUCUUCAUUCAAGAAACACAAACUAAUAGAUCCUGUGGAGAACCUGGAGGAUUACAUCUGUCAGAAACAUGAGAGACCUCUGGAGAUGUUCUGUAGAGACGACCAGAUGUGUGUCUGUCAGGUCUGCACUUUAGAUGAUCACAAGAACCACAACACAGUUCCUAUAGAGGAGGAGAGUGCAGAGGAAAAGACUCAGCUGGGAGCAACACAAGCAGAAGUUAAGCAAAUGAUCCAGGAUCGACUGAAGAAGGUCGAAGAAAUUAAACUUUCCAUAGAACUUAAUAAAAGAAGCAGAGAGCAGCAGAGCGUCAGGCUGAAGAGUUCAUUAAAGAUCUGGAGCACUGAGCUAAAGAGCAGAACCACUGAGCUGGAGCAGAUCUCAAACACUGAGGAUCAUCUCCACCUCCUACAGAUUUACCCGUCCCUGUGCAGACCUCCACCCACCAACAACUGGACUGAUGUCAGUAUUCAGGCUCAUCUGUAUGUGGAGACUCUGAGGAGAGCUCGGUCUCAGCUUCAGGAAUGUGUUGAUUAAGAAAUGAAGAAGGUUGUCAGUAUGGAACUGAAGAGAAUUCAACAAUAUGCAGUGGACGUGAUUCUGGAUCCUGAUACAGCAAAUCACUACCUGAUCCUGUCUGAUGAUGGAAAACAAGUUACAUGUGGAGACAAACGACUGAAUCUUCCUGAUAAUCCAGAGAGAUUUGAUUUCUGUGCUUGUGUGCUGGGAAAGGAGGGAUUCUCCUCAGGAAGAUUUUACUAUGAGGUUCAGGUUAAAGGGAAGACUGACUGGAAUUUAGGAGUGACCAGAGAGUCCAGUAACAGGAAGGGAGAGCUUACACUCAGUCCUAAUGAUGGAUAUUGGUCUGUAUGGCUGAAAAAUAAAACUGAAUAUGAGGCUCUGGAUUUUCCUUGUGUCCCCCUCUUCUUGAAACAGGUUUCUCAGAAGGUGGGGGUGUUUGUGGAUUAUGAGGAGGGUUUGGUCUCCUUCUAUGAUGUUGAGAAUGAGUCUCAUAUCUACUCUUUCACUGGUCCGUCUUUCACUGAGAAAAUCUAUCCAGUAUUUAGUCCCUGUGUCAAUGAUGAUGGUGAAAAUUAAGCACCACUGAUCAUCUGCCCUGUCAGUCAAGUUCUGUACUGA
Trichomycterus rosablanca is the source of this 1530-nucleotide messenger RNA. Its product is annotated as E3 ubiquitin-protein ligase TRIM39-like. NCBI's taxonomy places the organism in Eukaryota, Metazoa, Chordata, Actinopteri, Siluriformes, Trichomycteridae. The transcript has 6 exons. Gene Ontology annotation, molecular function: zinc ion binding; protein binding. The record is from RefSeq and is a predicted model, not a curated record.